This is a messenger RNA of Symsagittifera roscoffensis, 2865 nucleotides long. Its product is annotated as unconventional myosin-Id-like. The record is from RefSeq and is a predicted model, not a curated record. Gene Ontology annotation, molecular function: microfilament motor activity; actin filament binding. Gene Ontology annotation, cellular component: plasma membrane; cytoplasm; vesicle. The transcript is spliced from 10 exons. Gene Ontology annotation, biological process: actin filament organization; vesicle transport along actin filament. NCBI's taxonomy places the organism in Eukaryota, Metazoa, Xenacoelomorpha, Acoela, Convolutidae. The coding region runs from base 445 to 2403 and encodes 652 amino acids.
AACCUCACAACUGAUAAUACGGCCGCAGCUGGUGCUAAAGAGCCUAGCACCACGGGAUCACAUCUGAACAAAGGCAAAACAUCACAACAGCAACAACAACAUCAACCGACUUCGGUCAUAAUCUUAACAAGAGCAAUAUCACUCAAACCAGCGACAGCAAACAAAAGCCUCCGAAGAACAGUAUCAUGGAUCUAUUCCAAGCACAACGACUCAAGAGUGCCGAGGAACAACUCACUGGAGCUAAUAUGGUUAAACUAAUCAUGGACAGUUGCUCAGGAUCGGAACACUUGAAAAAGAAAAGGAGGGCCAACUGGAAAUAACAGCAACAAUACUAACAAUAAUAACCAGCAGCAAGUGGGCCAACUCAUCAACACCUGAAGCUGACAAAUCAUCUUCAGCCGCGCUGGAAACCAGUUUACUGUUUCCCAUGUGUUUGGAGAGUGCAUGUACAAUGCGGAAGAGAUCCUCAACUCGUUCAACAGUCUCUCCUCUCAAAGUGAAGCAAAAGUCACCGACAUGUUGGGAGGCAUCACAAACGAGUUGGCCAAAAGCCCACUGGAGAAAGAUGAAGAUGGAGCACAGGUUCUGUACCAAAAUGCUGCAAAAGUACAGCAGAAAGGAGACACCGUCAUGACAACAGUGCAGAAGUAUGCGCAGUACUUGAUGGUCUUGUGCUGUAGUCACCGAGUGCAGGCCUUCUUCAUGUUUUCAAUCUACCCCACUCGUAGCGGCAGAGCCAGUCAGGAGAAGCAACUCAACGGAGGCACUGGAUCAGGAAGCGCGGUGGAUCUGAGCACCAACUCCAAGUUCCUCACCAUGACUCUCAGAGCUCUAAAUGUGUCCCCCCUUACCCAGGUGUCUCAAAAGGGCUACUGUCUCAGCAUGGGCUACUCUAGCUUCCUGCGCAGGUACAAGAUGCUCACGCAGUACACGUGGCCUGCAUUCAACGGCAAGAGCGACCUGCACGGAAUUCUGCUCAUGCUUUACAUGCUCGGUCUACAGGACACUUGUGAGCUGGGAAAAAGAAUGAUACACGUGCAGUCUAUAGAAACACUCGCCCAACUGGAACAUAUGCGGGCGACAAUGCUACCAGCUGUGAUCAAGUUCUUGCAGAAGAUGUGGCGAGGGGCGAUAGCGAGACAGCGCUACAAGAUCUUCUACGCCAUGUUCAAAAUUGUGCGUAAGUUUCGCGCCUGGAAGUUCAAGAUUUACCUGCUGACCUUAAUCAGGCGCUUCAGCGGAGUGCGGGAAAUGCAGGAUUUCGGCAAGAGUCUUGACUGGCCCGAGGCACCCUUCAUUCUCCGCAAAUUCCAUGUCAAACUACACAACACCUUCCGCAGAUGGCGUCUGAGACAACGUCUGAAGAGUAUAACAAUUGAAGAGUGGCCUGAGAUCAAGUGUAAGAUAGCUGCCCUGGAUGUGGUGGGCAACAAGAGGGACCUGGGACUGAACAGACGAUGGCAGGCCAACUACCUGGCAGACACGCAAGAGAACUCACGAGCAGUUGUAUUCGUCGCCUCAGUCAACAACAUCAUGCACAAGAACCACUCUGGGGCCCUCAUCUUCUCCUCCUUCAUCCGCAAGAUGAGCACCAGGGGCAAGACAGUGGAGAGGGCGAUUGUGUUCACGGAGCACACUGUGUACAAACUGGACCCCAGGAGAGACUUCAAACUCCUCAAGGCCAUCGAGCUGGACGAGAUAUGUGAAGUAGUUGUCACAGACGGGGAGGAUCAGCUGGUUGUUUUGCGCACAACUGACAACUAUGACGUGGCCAUCACUCUGGAGAACAACAAGGACGAGAACAGAGUGCCGGAACUGCUGGGAGCACUGCGCCUAAACGCCAAAGUGCAACAGAGGAAAGUACAGGGAACCAAUGCAGUACACCACCACAACACAUCAUACUCGAAUGCAGACCCAACCAAUAGUGGGUACGGGGAGGACGACGAACCCCUCAGGUUCACGGUGACUAAGCCUCCAAUAGAGUGUAUGAUCAACUCUUCAAAACACACGAUUCAUGUGGAAGUGUUGGAGAACAAACAUUCGCCGGGUUCAGGUGGGGGCGCUGGUUCCUCUGAAGAUGGGUCCAAAGAUGGGGGACUGCUGAGUCACUCUGUCACUGAUGCGAAGUUCCGCAAAGAAAGUGGAUCUAAGAAGAUCAUUAUGGAGUACAUGGCACCACCGGCUAAGAAAGUUGCAGCCAAACUGGCCAAGAACAACAAGGCUGCCCAACCCACUGGAGCAGGGGCGAAGACAGGUCAGGGCAUAAAAAUGCAAGACAAAGGAGGAAAGGGAGGAUUUGUAGGAGAAGGUGUGAAGAGGAGUGAACGAAGUGUGAUCAAAGUAGAAGAGGUGGUUUCUCCUUUGGGAUCAGAAGAUGCAAAUGAGUCAUCCACUCUUCUCUAGAAUAUUCUAGAAUAAUAAAAACUGAACUUGCAGAUCAACACCUAGGACGUUUGUUCACCUAGGACACCAGUAUCAUCAAAAAACAAAACCGCAAAUACUGAAGUUAUACUAUAUCCUGUAUUAUGAUUCUUAUGUCAUAUCCAUCACAUGUCACAAUCAAAUAUAUGACAGAUCUUCAUUUGAAAAAUUGAAUGCAUAAUUUUUGGGAUACCAAGACAAAUUGAAGAUCUGUUUUGAAAACUUUUCUAGUCACUCAUCCUAAGUAGCACUCAUUCAUUAUUGCUUUGGCAAAAUUUAGUGAUCAAUAAGUUCAAUAGAAAGUGAUAGCCAGCAAUUAUCCCCAUAUCUAUUUAAAGACAGAGCUAAUUCUUUACCAAACUGCCUUCUCAAAUCAAGCUUAAUCACAAAUUAUAAAUUAGCUCGAUAUUGCUUAUUAAUAACCAUAACCCUUGAAAUUCAAUU